AUGAAUUAUUAUAUGCCCCAAAAUUUUGAUGAAAUAUUAGUGCAUCCAAAGGACAAAUUAAAUAUUUUACAAUUUUUUAUAAACAUAAUAAAUUUUAACAAUGAUCCGAUAUUAUGUAAAGAAUUACAAAUAGCUUCCAAUACUAAAGAAAAUGAAGAUAUACAAAAAUUAAAAAAUGUAUGUGUAAUAUUAGGUGUGCCUGGAAGUGGAAAAACAACAUUAAUAAAAUAUAUAUGUCAAAAAUUGAAUAUUAGAGAAUGUUACUAUGAAUCUGAAUCUCAAGAAAAUAUAAAUUUUAUUAGGAAUAUGAAAAAUGCAGAUGGGGAUGACUCUUAUUAUUAUCAUCCUUAUAAUGAAUUUUUAUUGUACUCAAGUUGCCAAAUAGGCAAUAAUAAAAAACCUAAGAUUAAAAAUGAAAAAAAAUAUGAACAAGUAAAAAUAAUAGAUGAUAAAAUAUACAAAGAUAUAACAGAAAAUAAUAGGGAUGAUGAACAAUUAAGCGAAAAUAUUGAAAGGAACUUUGAAGGUAUUAAUGGAAAUAAUAAUAAACGGAAAUAUAUAGAUAAAGACGAAAUAGCCAACUUAAAUAAAAUAGCAAAGUUAGAUGUAGAAAAGAGCAACACAAAUAUCCAGGAAAUGAGUCUACUUCUACACAACAGUAAUGAAAAUAUAAACAAUAUCAGCGGUAAUGAUGUGGUAAAAAAAGUGAUCAUGGAAGAAUUAACCGAAUACAACAUGUUGAAUGGAAAAUCAGCUAAGAUGUUUUUAAAAAUGUGCAAUCUAUUUAUAAAUAUAUUAGAGAUGUCAAUCAAAAGUGUUGAACAAGAAAACGAAAACGAAGAAGACGAGUUGUUAUUACCAUUAUCGCUUAUGAGCAAUAGUUAUUACAAAAUCAUAGAUAAAAAUUAUAAAUUAAUAAACACAAUUUGGAAGAAAGGACAAAAUAUUUUAGCUUUUUCUUGGACUUUUAGAAAAAAUUUUCUAAAAAAUUUUGAAAAAUCAAAUAAAAUCGAAAAAAAAAAUAUAAUAGACUUAUUUGUAGAUAGUAAUUAUCUUGAGUAUGUAAUUAAAAACUUAAAUAAAUUAAAUAAAAUACAUGAAAAUAUUAAUGUUAAUUUUCUUGAAUCAAAUAAUAUUAAUAAAUUAAUAAUUGAAAAUUUAAAAAUAGCUAAUCAUUUGAUGGCAGAAAAUAGGGGGAAUAUGUUUUUAGCUAACACAUUAAAAGAGGAUGUAAUUUGUUAUAUAAAAAAAAAAAAUAUUAAAAAGAAAAUUGAAGAUAUUAUAUUUAGAAAAUAUUGUUUUGAAAAAAAAAAUAACAAUAAUAAUAAUGAUAAUAAUAAUAAUAAUGAUAAUAAUAAUAAUGAUAAUGUAGGUAUUGAACAAAUAUUUAAAUCAUUUUCUUUUUUAGCCAAUUUUAAGAAAGAGUAUAAGGGGAACAGUGACAUAUUAUUAAACAAUUCUCUAAAUAGAGAAAUUAAAAAUUUUAUCGAUUUUCAUAAUUCUAGAGAAGUAAUAAAAUGGUUAAUAGUCGAUGAAAAUCAUAAUAAUUCCAUGAUAAAAUAUACAACUAUUAUUAAUUCUUUAAACGAAAGAAAAAGUUGUUUAAAUGUUUUAAAAAGUUUGAAACCAAAACAUGGAAUAGACAAUUUAAUGGAAUUUCCAGAGACACAUUUUAAUUUUCAAAAUAAAUGUGAUAUAAAUAAAUAUGUAGACGAAAUAAUUGAGAAUAUAAAUUAUUCUGAUAAUAAUAUGAUUGAGUUGAUUUUUAUAAAUAACAUAAAUAAUAAUUUAAUAAAUAAUAUGAAUUUAAAUAUUUCUAUAAAUGAACUAAUAAACUGUAAUGAAUUUAUAACUAACUAUCUAACAGAUACAAUUAUUAUUAAUUAUUUGAUUGUUAAAUAUUUGAAGGAAGAAUCUGUAAAUUCUUUUAUAAAAGCAAAUAGUUCCAUUAAAAGAAUGGAUAAAGAAAAUUUGGAAUUAUAUGAAUGGUUGCAAAAAGGUGAAGGAAUUAAAUAUUUAACAAAUGAAAAUAACACAAGGAAAGAAAUUCUAACAUGUCUAAAUAGUUCCACUUUAUCUAAUUACAAUGAUUUUAUAUCUUUUAAUAAACGGAAAGAAAAAUUAUUUUCCAAUACUCAAAGCAUUUCAAGAAGAAACGACAAAACUGAUAUUCGUUCAAAAAAUGUAGAGACAUCAAAUGAUGGGUUUGAUUUUAUAUCGGAAAAGGUUCGAGAAAAAAUAAUAAAUUAUUCAAAAGAAAUAUAUAAAAUAAAUAAAAAAAUAAUAUGUGGAUUAAAUAAAUAUAACGAAUUAAUAGAAAAGACAAUAGUUUUAUUAAAAAAAGAAUAUGUUAUAAAAAAAAAACUUUUGAUUGACAUUUUUGAAUGUUUAGAAAUAAAUGAUAAUGUAAUGAAUUGGCUUGUACCUAAUGAUUUUAAAAAGAUAUUAAAUAGCAUAAUUCUGAACAGUACCCUAUAUAGACAUUUUAUAAAUAUAAAUUUAAAAAGCAAAAAAGAAUAUGAUAAAAAAAAAAACUAUUAUGAUAAUCAUUAUAUAAAUACUCGUGCUAUUAUUAUUGAUGAAUUGCCUUUAUCUGAAUUAGAAUAUUCUGAAGACUUCCGAAAGAGUUGUGUUAAUUCUAUUCAAUUUAUUUUUAAUCGUGUUAUUUUGUGUAAAAAAGAAUAUUCUAAAUAUAUUAAUAAAGAGAUAAAAAAUCCCAAAAAUCGUGAAUGCUAUUAUAUACACCCAAUAAUUAUUUUUAUAAAUUCUUUUGAGAAAAUAAAAACAAUUAAUACAUUAUUAGGAGUUGAUAUAAAUUAUUCUCCAUUUGUUAAUUUUAUAAAAUUAAAAAAAAUACAUCCAUUAAAUCUUGAAAAGGCAUUAUCUGAGAGAUAUUAUUGUAAAAUGAUAAAUUUAAAUAAAAAUAUAAAAGAAGUUAUAAAAAAUAUAUCUUAUAAUUGUAAUGGAGAUAUUCGAUCUUGUUUUAAUUCUUUAGAUUUUAUAAAUCGAAUACCAGAAUUAAAUAAAAUGUCAUUUGAACAAAUAAUGGAUGUUUCAAUACUAUGUCAAAAUGAUAUUUUUACUUUUGCUAAAAAUGUUUUAUGUGGACAAAUUAAUUCAAAAAAUAGGUUAUCAAAUAAUAGUAACAACAAUGUAAAUUUAGAAGCUCAUUUAAGUUCCAAUAUAAAUAAUGAGUCCAUAUUUCGAAAUGAUAAUGUUGAUAUAAGUGCAUAUAAUAAUGUAAAACCGAAUUUUAUUAAAAAUGCAAAAAAAAAAAAAAAAUGGAGUAUUUAUAAAGAAUUAGACGAAAAAGCAGAUAUGAUGGAUGUAAAUGAAAAAUUUCAAGUUUUAUCUAUAUUAAAAGAAAAUUUUAUAUUUUUUUAUCAUAAUUUAUAUGAUAUAGCUAAAUUGUUUUCGAAUUUAAGUACAAUUGAUUAUUCUUUUCGAGGUAUAGAUUGUUCAAAUAAUUUAAUGAGAAAAAUGUGUGAUAAUAAAAAUCAUGAUACUACAAAAUUUAUUAAUGAGCAUUUUAGUUUAACAUAUAGAUAUUACAUUAUAUGUAAUAGAAGUCAUAAUCAUUUAAUGCAAAAUGAAUAUUUAUCUAAUGGGAUAGAAAUGUUAGACAUUGCAGAAAAAGUUAACAACUCAUCAGUUACUGCAUCAACCAAAUCUUUGCAAAAAACUAACUUAGAUAAUACUGUAAAACAAAAUUCAUUUUUAGUUAAAACAUUUUUUUCGUUAAAGACAAAUUAUAUGAAUAAAUAUUAUCAUCAUUUUAGUAUAGCUCGAAAAAAAUUAUAUGAUAGAUAUAUUAUGAUAGUUAUUAGAAAAUUAAUUAAUCAAAAUAUAAAUACUGAUGAAAAUAUUACUGAAAAAUAUGGAUUUUUUUUACGAGGAAAUUAUGAGUUAUUUUCUAGCGUUCUACCAUCUUAUAUAUUACUCACUAUAAAAUAUUGGAACAGUACUUAUAAAAAUGGAUGUAACAAUAUAAUGAUGACUAAUAGAAUAAGUGAAGAAAAUAUAGUACUCGAAAAUUAUGAAGAAAAUAAAAAUUUUGAAACCAAUGAACACAAUAGUAUAAAUAAUAAUGAUGAUAUAAAAAUUGAUCAAAAUGAAAUAAAUAAACCAUAUGGAUUUUAUUUUAAUGAAUAUUGUGAAAUGCUUUAUAAUUUUAACCCCAAUUCUAUAAAAGAUAAAAAGCGGUAUGAACAUAUGAUGGAAGUUAUUUCUUUCGCUGAAACAUUUAUUACUCCAAAAUUUAUUGCUCUUUUUUUCCCUUCAUACUUAAAAUAUUUAAAAAACGGAACUAAACAAAAACAGAAUGUAAUAAACCUAGUAGGCAACCAAGCAGUAUCUAAAGAGACAUAUUUUGAAAUGAUAAAAUUACUUCGAAUGCAUGAUAUGGAGUUGUAUAAUUAUUUUUUUUAUUAUUAA
Molecule: messenger RNA, 4434 nt
Organism: Plasmodium yoelii
Lineage: Eukaryota; Apicomplexa; Aconoidasida; Haemosporida; Plasmodiidae
Product: conserved Plasmodium protein, unknown function
Exons: 1
Coding region: 1-4434 (1477 amino acids)
Source: RefSeq, a predicted model, not a curated record